Misgurnus anguillicaudatus (oriental weatherfish) is the source of this 2331-nucleotide messenger RNA. Its product is annotated as carbonic anhydrase 4-like. The record is from RefSeq and is a predicted model, not a curated record. Lineage: Eukaryota; Metazoa; Chordata; Actinopteri; Cypriniformes; Cobitidae. Gene Ontology annotation, molecular function: zinc ion binding; carbonate dehydratase activity. Gene Ontology annotation, cellular component: plasma membrane.
CAAGAUCACAUUUGAUUUCAUUGUCAUUGCUGGAGUCACAGGAUGCUCACAAUGAAGUGUUUGAUUUCAUUUUAUCUUCUGACAUUGAUUCUGCAUUGCAGUGCGGAGUGGUGUUACCAGGCACAAGCCAACUAUGAUGAUCAAUGUAAAGGUCCAGAGCUCUGGAAAGAAGUAAACGCACAAUGUGGAAACACCAGACAGUCACCGGUCAACAUAGCGACGAAGAAAACCGUCGUGGACGGGCGACUGACGCCUUUCAAUUUCACCGGCUACAAGAACAUAUUCAACGGCACCAUAAGAAACAUCGGUCACUCGGUUGUGGUGGAUGUAGCACAAAAUAUCAUGGCUACAGUGUCUAGAGGAUUCCUGGGAGACACAUAUAAACCCAUCCAAUUUCACUUUCACUGGGGAACAGAUGUAGGAGCGGGAUCUGAACACACCAUUGAUGGAGAACAGUAUCCUAUGGAGCUGCAUAUUGUGCAUAUAAAGCAGCGAUACAACAUCAUUGCAGAUGCAUUAAAUGAUCCAUCUGGCAUUGCAGCUCUGGGAUUCUUUUUUGAGGAGUCAAACAGCACAAACACAAAUUAUGACCAGCUCAUACAAGCCCUGAGGAGCAUACAGUACACAAAUAAUAUCACAACCAUUCGUAACAUCUCGAUCAGCCAAUUUAUUUUGUCAGAGGACAAAAUGACUAAAUAUUACAGAUACAAUGGAUCUCUGACCACACCGAACUGCAGUGAAGCUGUUGUCUGGACUGUCUUUAAAAAUCCCAUUCCUCUCAGCAGAGAACAGCUUCGGGCCUUUCCUUCCCAGCUAAAGUUUUCUGAUGGCAAUCCGAUGGUGGGAGUAUUUCGACCUGUACAGUCUCGUAAUGGACGUUUAGUGUAUCGGUCGAGCGGUCCGGUGGUCCUGGCCAGCGCUCUGCUUCUCUUUACCUCCAUCAUUACAGCGUUCAGUCUGUCUCAUCUAAACUAAAGCAACCCGAACACAAUGAGUUCUCAUCGAAUCAACAGACAACAGAGAGAAACCAAACCUCAUCAAAUUAUCCAAAUAAAUAUUCUGUCACAAUUUUCUCACUGACAGGUCUUUUUAAAACCAACGCUAUCUUAAGAAAAAAAUUUAGAAUUUUGGAAGGUGGAAAAUUAAUAUUAAUUUGCGUGACCACAUUUGUACGUAUUUUUGUACAAUUUGCUUUUGCCUCUUUGACAUUAGGGUUAGGGUUAAUUAUUGUUUUUAAUACUUUGUGAAAAAUCAUAACUUGUAAAAUAGGUAAGAAUUCUCAUGCUGUUAAAAUAGGAUUUUGACACUUCUUAUUUUUCCAUAAAGAAAAAGUGAUGUUGGUCCAACCCAAUAUCACGCAAAUACGUGACUAUUUCACGUAUGGACCAACGUGUAAAUGUCACGUUUUGCUGCGUUUGAACGUGAGCAUGUCACGUUUUCUGUUUGUGUCAUUUUCACGUUUUGGUUACUCAACUUUUUUGUCCUAAUUUCUUACCAUUGUCGCUUCGGUUUAGGGUUAGAUUUACAUAAAAUGACAUCCUUACCUAAACAAACUCUAACCCCAACGUCAGGCGACAAUUGGUUAAAGUUUAGAAAAUAUAAAAGAAUAAGUCUUGUAUCUUUUUUUUUUUAUAAACCAAUACUUAAAGUGACAAAUACUUAAAGUGACAUAUAACACAAGCACCAAAUCUAACCCUAAACCGAAGCGAAAAUGGUUUGAAAAUAGGACAAAAAAGUUGAGUAACCAAAACGUGAAAAUGACACAAACAGAAAACGUGACAUGCUCACGUUCAAACGCGGCAAAACGUGACAUUUUCACGUUGGUCCAUACGUGAAAUAGUCACGUAUUUGCGUGAUAUAGGGUUGGUUUGUCAGUCACUAAACACUAAACAGUCUGCACAUCAUCACAAGCAAAUAUUCCUUAUAUUCACUUUAUAAAAAAAUACACUUAAUACUCUUUGUAGAUUGAUGUUAAACUGUCUUAGGUCAUUUUAAAAAUACUGAACAUAUGUAACAAUUUUACACGAUACGCUAACAUCUUACGCACAAUUAUUUUGUUAUACAGAAAAUGUUUUGUGUCUUUUUUGAAAUGCACUGAACACUGACAGAAAUCACACUGUAUCAGACUAUGAAUGUCAUUUCAUGCUAACUCUAAAUACAGGGAGAUACGCAACUUUUAUUUGUAUGAUGCACAAUAUGUUUAACUUCAUAUUCUUUUGGCUUUUUGUCAGACUGAUCUCACAGAAAGUCGUGUUAUAGUCACAAAAAAAAUUAUUAAUCUAUUGUGUUCAUGGCACAAAAUUAGGUCUUUUUCGUGUUACUCGCACAAAU